UCGUGAGUGCGUAUGUCGGUGUGUGAGUCACUUGCUGUUUAUCCUCAUAGCUUGGGGAUAGGAGUUAUCAUUGAACCUGGUGGUCAGUCUUUAGGCUGCUGUACAACUUGAAGGACCGUAGAGAAUUGAACGUUUAUCAUCCUAUAUUUGGGGUUUUGAGAAUAAAACAGCUUCAGAACAAUCAAGGUGGAAAAAUGUGUUAACAGUACAGCAGAUCUACAGAUCUGUUCAGGAAGUGAUUGUUGUUGAUGAUGAUGAUGUAUGUUGUAUUUCACCAGCUAGUGAGUUGUUGUUUAUGUUUCUAAGACUGCAGGGUGGGAGACGCAACAAUGGCUUUGAGAAAAGCAGGAAGUGUGUUGGUGGUCUUUUUCUGGUCUGUGGCAGUUGUAAUGGGUCAGGAUGGCUGGAGUGUGACAUACACCCCUCAGAGUAUCUGUGCCUUGAGGGGGUCAACAGUUGACCUGACCUGCUCUUACACAUAUCCCAGUGGUACAGUCACAACAACCCUCUGGUUCACUAAAUGGGAGACUGGUGUAGAACCUGAAUAUCUAGGACAGGACCCAGAAUAUGCAGGUCAUGUGGAGUAUCAUGGGGAUAAGGAGAAAGACUGUACCCUGAGAAUCAAAGACCUGAGAGAGAGAGACUCAUCUACGUACUGGUUCAGAUUAUUAACAGAUCAGGAAGGAGGGACAUAUACUGGAAGUCCUGGAGUCACUCUGUCUGUCACAGUUUUUUCUCCAGGUCUUCGGGUGAAGGUGACUGGUGGACAUCAGGAUAAGACACUGACCUGUAGCACCACCUGUACUCUGACUGACAACCCCACCUACAUCUGGUACAAGAACGGACAACAUCUAGAUGAAAGCACCUCACCCCAGUACAAAAGCUCAGUCUCCAGCAACUACAUUGAUGGUUAUUCCUGUGCUGUAAAAGGCCAGGAGGAUCUCCACUCUCCUGCAGUGUGUGUUCAGGGUCAGGACUGCAACAGAGUAACUUACACCAAGAGGAGAAUCUGUGUCUUGAAGGGGUCAACAGUGGACAUAUCCUGUACUUAUGUUGGGUAUAAUAGAGUCAAAUCAUCACUUUGGUUUAGUCCUAAACGGAGUGCUAGUUGGACUAAUAAGUUGACACCUGAGGACCUAACCAGAGACCCAGGGUAUGCAGGUCGUGUGGAGUACACUGGAAGAGAGAGUGAAACAUAUGAAGGUCCCUCCUCCCUGAGAAUCUCAGAUUUGAGAGAGGAGGACUCAGCUGAGUAUCGCUUCGCUUUUAAAACUCCAAACUUUGAAUGGGGUCAUAGUUUCCCAGGAACAACUCUGUCUGUCACAGGUCUGCAGGUGAAGGUGACUCCUGCUGCAGAGGGACAGAAGACACUGACCUGUAGCACCACCUGUACUCUGACGGACAACCCCACCUACAUCUGGUAUAAGAACGGACAACGUCUAGAUGAGCCCACUUCCCAACAACACUCUAGUAAUAACUUAGUAGUGUUGGGUCAUUCUGCGGAUAGUUACUCCUGUGCUGAAAACACCACGAGGACUUCCCCUCUCCUGCAGUGUAUGCUCCAAAGAACACCUCAGUGUCAGUCAGUCCCUCUGGUGAAAUAGUGGAGGGCAGUUCAGUGACACUGACCUGCAGCAGUGAUGCCAACCCACCUGUGGACAAAUACACCUGGUACAAGAAGAAUGUAGCCUCACCAAAAGCAUCAGGACAGAGUUACAGCAUCACUAACAUCAUCUCUGAGGACAGAGGAGAAUAUUACUGUGAGGCUGAGAAUACAAUAGCAUCUAAUAACUCUACAGCUCUGAUGAUCAUUGUAGCAGUGAAACAGACCUCAGUUAUGACUGCAGCUGUAGGAAUCAUAGUGAUUGUUCUGGUUCUCAUCCUCUGUCUCUCUGGACUCAUGUGGUUCAGGAGAUCCACAGGUGGAAGUGAUGCCACAGCAGACACACAGAGUGUCCGUCCUGACUGUAACAGUGACACGUACACAGCUCUGAACAUGAGGACCAUGUCCCCUGACUACGACACUCUGGCAAAUGUCCAUCCUGACCCUAACAGUGACAUGUACACACCUCUGAACAUGAAGACCAGGUCACCAGAGUAUGACACCCUGGCAAAUGUGAGGGGACUCUCCCACUGAAGACAAUCCCCACAGGACCUGGACUGAAGAGCUACAGUUCCAAGCUAAAGCUAGGCCUCACUCCUCUAUUCUCUUGCUAUCAUAUCUAUUAUGUUUUCCAGACCAUGAACUUUAGCUU
Salmo salar (Atlantic salmon) is the source of this 2255-nucleotide messenger RNA. RefSeq lists its product as uncharacterized. The record is from RefSeq and is a predicted model, not a curated record. Lineage: Eukaryota; Metazoa; Chordata; Actinopteri; Salmoniformes; Salmonidae.